UAAAGUACAAAAAGUGCAAGACGAACACAUAGCGUGUAAAGUUUGCACUGAAAAUGUUCGAAAGUUGCAAUAAAGUUUUCUGUGAUGUGUUUGAACGUUAAAUUAUAUUUACAUUGACUAACGUUAAUGCGAAUGUCAAUCUUGUGAAAAAUCGCACAGUUGAGUGUUUUGAGAUCAUAAAACAUAUUGUACGAAAAUGCAAGGACGUGACGCGGACGCAUGUCAAGGCGAAUUUUAUACUGCAGCUGCAAAAUAUUGGGAGCGUAUUCCGCCUACGAUAGAUGGGAUGCUAGGUGGUUUUGGAUUUAUCUCGCAGACUGACAUAAAAGGCUCCACGUUUUUCUUAAGAUCUCUUUUCGAGUUGAAAGAUCCACCUUCAAAAACGUUUGCCUUAGAUUGCGGUGCUGGUAUCGGUAGAAUAACCAAGAAAUUAUUAAUAAAGCAUUUUAAACAUGUGGAUCUUGUCGAGCAGAAUCCCAAAUUUCUGGAAGUAGCAAAAAUUUCUCUCGAGAAUUACUCGACUAGAAUCGGCCAGUAUUAUCCUAUCGGGUUGCAAAACUUUUGCCCUGUGGAAAACAAAUAUGGUGUUAUAUGGUGUCAAUGGGUAUUGGGACACUUGGAAGAUGACGACUUAGUAGAAUUCUUCAAAAAAUGCUCAUUGGGCUUGAAAACUAAUGGUAUACUUGUGGUGAAAGAAAAUAUCACAAACUCAAAUACCUUGCAAAUUGACAAGGAAGAUUCUUCCGUAACAAGAUCAAUGAAAAACUUGAGAUCCUUAUUUGAAAAAGCUGAUCUUGUCUGUAUCAAGGAACAACAACAGACCAAAUUCCCUCGUAGUUUAUUCCCAGUUUAUAUGUUUGCUCUUAGACCAAGGAAUCAGUGCAGAGAAUUGAUCAAUGAUGCAUGAUGUGUGAAUUAAACGUGUUGGGCAAUUUGGUUUUUUCUGAUAAUAUAUCCGUAUAUGAACGCGUUAUUUAUUAAUUAAUACUAAAUUAUUUUAGUUUUUUAGAAAUUGCAAAUUGUGCAUGUAAUAGAUAGAAUUAGAAAC
Ooceraea biroi (clonal raider ant) is the source of this 1048-nucleotide messenger RNA. It is a transcript of the gene Ntmt, whose product is annotated as N-terminal methyltransferase. Gene Ontology annotation, cellular component: cytoplasm. The record is from RefSeq and is a predicted model, not a curated record. Gene Ontology annotation, molecular function: N-terminal protein N-methyltransferase activity. Gene Ontology annotation, biological process: N-terminal protein amino acid methylation. NCBI's taxonomy places the organism in Eukaryota, Metazoa, Arthropoda, Insecta, Hymenoptera, Formicidae.